Trichoderma gamsii is the source of this 843-nucleotide messenger RNA. RefSeq lists its product as hypothetical. NCBI's taxonomy places the organism in Eukaryota, Fungi, Ascomycota, Sordariomycetes, Hypocreales, Hypocreaceae. The record is from RefSeq and is a predicted model, not a curated record. The transcript has a single exon. The coding region runs from base 1 to 843 and encodes 280 amino acids.
AUGAAGAACGUUUUGGCCAAGGUCGCAUCUGCGGCCAUUAUAUUGCCUCUGGCACUGGCGGCCGAUGGUCCCAUGGUCCCUGACUAUGAAGUCCAUUUGCUCCUUGACCCUACCGUUGUUCUGGAUUCCAGCUUCAAACUUACUCCUACGGUUCUUUCCACAUUUGCGAUGCCAACAACGGUUACGAAGAUCAAUGUGCAAUACAUCGACACAGUUUCGGAAGAUCUUUACAACAAUGGCUGGAGCUGCCGCAUUCGAAACAUUGAGAAUGAGAGCGGGUUUGACCUCACAUACAAGUGGCGUCUUCCGGUCAGCAACGGAGACAUCAAUGGUGCCCUAAACACGGCCUUCAACGACGGUUGGAACUCUGGCCAGGGCAACUAUGAUGCCCAGAUUGACUGGCUCUAUGCCUCACAAACUCUUUCCAUCCAGCGGGAUUACACGGCUUCGUCAAAGGGCUACAGUGGCACGGAUGACCCAGAUGAGGCUGAUUCGCGUAGCAUGUUGGAGUCAAACGCGCCAGGCAUGUUUGAUGAUUGGGUAUCCAACAAUUGGGGUACUGAUAUGCUCGAGAGUGGUGUCAUCUACGGUCCCGUUCUUACCAAGCGCUCAGUUGGCACAUGGAAUGGCGUUGAACUUGACAUUGAGGUCUGGCCAAUAGAGAACUCGAGUGGCACUGGAAUCGAGUAUAUCGUUGAAGCUUCUUUCAAAACAGAUAACUACACAUUUGCAUCGGAUGGUCGCGCUGAGCUGAUAUCCUUGUUUCAGAAUGAGGGCUGGUUCUUGGCGGAGAGUGUGUCCAAGGAGGACUUGGUUAUGGAAAACUAUCAUCCGACAUCAUGA